UUUUUCUUUUUCUUUUUUCUUUUUCCCCUUUCAUACCCAAACUAUAAGUUUAAUUUCUUUUUUUGUACCAUAUCCACCAAGGAGAAAAAAAAAUAAAAAGAAAACAUGUCUGACAAUGCCAUCAAGAUCUUCACUGGCAACUCCCAUCCGGAAUUGGCCAAGUUGGUUGCUAAGCGUAUGGGUAUCGAUCUUGCUAAAGCUGUGGUGACCAAAUAUUCAAAUCAAGAAACUUCAGUGACCAUUGGUGAAUCCGUUCGUGAUGAAGAUGUGUUUAUUAUUCAAUCUGGUUGUGGUGAAAUCAAUGAUAACUUGAUGGAACUUUUGAUCAUGAUCAAUGCUUGUAAAACCGCCUCUGCUCGUCGUAUUACUGCCGUUAUUCCAUGCUUCCCCUAUGCUCGUCAAGAUAAAAAGGACAAGAGUCGUGCUCCCAUCACUGCCAAACUCACUGCCAAUAUGAUCACUGUUGCUGGUGCUGACCAUGUUAUCACCAUGGAUCUCCAUGCUUCUCAAAUUCAAGGUUUCUUCAAUAUCCCCGUCGACAAUCUUUAUUGUGAACCUCCCAUGAUCAAGUAUAUUCGUACUCAAAUCGACAAUUGGAAAAAUGCUAUUAUUGUUUCUCCUGAUGCUGGUGGUGCCAAACGUGCUACUGCCAUUGCUGAUCGACUCAAUUUGGAUUUUGCUUUGAUUCACAAGGAACGUAAAAAGGCCAAUGAAGUGUCCCGUAUGGUGUUGGUAGGUGAUGUACGUGGCAAGAUUGCUAUUUUGGUGGAUGAUAUGGCUGAUACCUGUGGUACUCUUGGUUUGGCUGCUAAAACUUUGGUCGAAAAUGGUGCUGAAAAAGUCUAUGCUAUUGUUGCUCAUGGCAUUUUAUCUGGAAAGGCCAUUCAAGUUAUCAAUGAUUCUGUCAUUGAAAAGCUUGUCGUAUCCAAUACCAUUCCUCAUCACGAUAAGAUGGCCAUCUGCCCCAAAUUGGACGUCAUUGAUAUCUCUCCUACCAUUGCUGAAGCUAUUCGAAGAACACACAAUGGUGAAAGUGUGUCUUAUCUUUUUAGCAACAUCAUUGAAUAAAUAGAUACUUUUUAUACUCCCUCUGUUUUUUUUUUUUUUUUUACAUCCUAGUCAUCCAUCAUCAAUAUAUAUUUACCGAACUCAUUUUACUAUAUUUAUAUUUAUUCAUCCAUCAUCAUCCUUCAUCAUCAUCCCUUUACUUUUUUACAUUCAUCCAAUAAAAUCAAAAUAGAACAAGAUGAUUUUUUUAUAUACA
Molecule: messenger RNA, 1264 nt
Organism: Halteromyces radiatus
Lineage: Eukaryota; Fungi; Mucoromycota; Mucoromycetes; Mucorales; Cunninghamellaceae
Product: ribose-phosphate pyrophosphokinase 3
Exons: 3
Coding region: 106-1068 (320 amino acids)
Biological process (GO): ribonucleoside monophosphate biosynthetic process; 5-phosphoribose 1-diphosphate biosynthetic process; purine nucleotide biosynthetic process
Cellular component (GO): cytoplasm; ribose phosphate diphosphokinase complex
Molecular function (GO): magnesium ion binding; ribose phosphate diphosphokinase activity
Source: RefSeq, a predicted model, not a curated record